AUGUUGUGGUCACUGCCUUUGCUGGCCACUGUGGCUGUUGAAGCUGCUGCUCUUCCUCUGGAGAGCCACCCGGUUGAUGCCAGCGAUGCUGGAUCGCCAAAUGCUAACCACAUUUUCAAUGCGAUACAUUCCUCCAUGCGCCAGUGGGGCUCAUCUUUGAAUCACAAUGGCAUGUCUCUCUUUUUGGCUAAGGUACCAGCCGGAACACAAUUUUACCACGGAACAAGCCAGCAAGAACCCAUAACAGGAAUGGAAUGGCUGGCAUUCGAGCCCGAACAUGCAAUCAAUUUUGCAAGGAAGAUGGGUGGACCGCGAGGAGGAGGAGGAGGAGGAGGUGGCCCUCCCGAGGACGAUGACGAUCAUCGUGGACCUCCUGGCGGACCCGGUGGCCCAUGCCGGUCUGAUCCUGGUUGGCUACAUACAUACAAAACCAAAGACGACCUUCCUCUCAUUUACCUCGACGGUAUGUCAGCAGGCAAAACAGAAAAGGGCACUCUCGACUCUCAAGAUGUCUUGCUCCUCAACUUCAGCGACACGGAGCGUGGCCACAUGUUUGGAGAGUUUCAGCGAGCAGAAGGCCUCUGCAAAAUGGCCAAAGACACCUGGGGAGACAAGAUCAGAGGCUUCAUCCGGAUGGAAGCAGGUUUCGAGAUCAUCUUGUGUUCCUUCAAGGAAGAUCUGGAUUUCCUUUCUGCAGUCCGGGCUGGUUCCAUUGCUCCGAUUGGAGAGAAACCCGAUCCCAUUGACGGCGACGGGAGAGGUGGAUUGGACUGGCUCAAAGCCAUUACUGCACGGUACGACGGCAUCGGUGGUGGUAGGGUAAAGGUGAACUAUGACAACUUCUUCACCGGUUACAGCUAUGAUCUCGACUUGUUCAGAGGUAGCAGCAACUUCCCAAGGUUCGAAAACUUGUCGGACUCGUCACUGGUCAAGAUCCGCAGUGACGUCGACGCUCUAGUGGAUUCUUGGGACCUUUCCGAGCCAUUCUCCGUUGACUGGCAAGGGGUCACCGAUAUGAUAGUCGAGCGGUAUGCGAGGGAACUUAAAUAUCUGGUUUCCGACACGCUCUCGGCUCCCGGGGACUUCUUUCACGAACUGGAAGAACUUCUGCGUGUUUUCAUCGAUUCUGAUGCACGUAAUACGACUGCGGACACGGAGCGAUGCGCCGCACAAUUCAUUCCUGCUGCUGCCGACAUCUCCAGCUCCGUUGCAGGUCGGGCUAUUGCGUCUAUCAGCGACAAGAUCUGUUCCACUCUCUUCACUGCCUUUGAUUACGACAUCCCUGUGGCGAAAUCUGUCAAGGAACUGGAAUCGCUGAUUGACUAUCUCAACUGGACCACGUGGAAGAAGUGCAGUGAAUGUCCUUUGGACAAGGUUUGCUUCAUACCUAUCUGGCCGUUCGGUUCAAAGGAUGACUAUGAUCAUCCCCAAUGUCGCAAUGGGACUGAGCUGAGAGGCAGAAGCGGAUACUGGGGUGGUCACUUUGGUCCUCCUGGGAAUGGACGCGAUAGAAAUGGUCCUCCACAUGAUGGGGAUGGACCUCCAAAGGACGGAAACAGGCCACCCUUUUGA
Messenger RNA from Exophiala viscosa, 1572 nucleotides. RefSeq lists its product as uncharacterized. NCBI's taxonomy places the organism in Eukaryota, Fungi, Ascomycota, Eurotiomycetes, Chaetothyriales, Herpotrichiellaceae. The coding region runs from base 1 to 1572 and encodes 523 amino acids. The transcript is spliced from 2 exons. The record is from RefSeq and is a predicted model, not a curated record.